Molecule: messenger RNA, 555 nt
Organism: Tilletiaria anomala UBC 951
Lineage: Eukaryota; Fungi; Basidiomycota; Exobasidiomycetes; Georgefischeriales; Tilletiariaceae
Exons: 1
Biological process (GO): regulation of transcription by RNA polymerase II
Cellular component (GO): nucleus
Molecular function (GO): RNA polymerase II cis-regulatory region sequence-specific DNA binding; DNA-binding transcription factor activity, RNA polymerase II-specific
Source: RefSeq, a predicted model, not a curated record
GGAGGGAACCAAAAGUUCGCGUGCUGCUGGGACGCCUGCCAGCUCGCGUUCGAUACGCCCGACGCGCUCAAUCAGCACUUGAACGAUGCGCACAUCGGCGCCGGCCUGUCGACCUACUUGUGCUGCUGGCGCGGCUGUCCGCGCGCCGCUCAGGGCUCCGCGGGCAUCUUCAAGCAGCGGCAAAAGCUGCAGCGGCACUUGACGACGCACACCAACUUCCGCCCGUUCGUCUGCGCCGAGUGCGGCGCGCGCUUCAGCGAGGCGACCGGCCUACAUCUGCACGCGCGCACGCACACCGGCGACCGGCCGUUCGCGUGCGAGCACCCGGGCUGCGACAAGCGCUUCGCCACCAGCGGCAGCCUGAUCAACCACAUGCGCGUCCACUCCGGCUACAAGCCGUUCCGUUGCCCUGUCUGCCACCGUUGCUUUGCGGAGGCCAGCAACCUGUCCAAGCACAAGAAGACCCACAGCGGCGAGCGCAACCACGAGUGCAAGAUCUGCGGGCGCGCCUACGCCAGGUCCGAUCAGCUUACUCGCCACAUGAAGACGCACGAG